CCCCCCCCAAUGGCCUCCUGCGCAUGCGCGCUGAGCCCUGGUCCGCCGACAGAGACGGAGAGACCUUUUCAACCUUGUGGCCGGCGACAUGUCCCUGCUGGGAGCUCAGAGAGCGGCGGGCAGGCUGCUGAGGGGAAGCAAGAACGCUGCAUGCGUCAUAGUUGCUGCAAGGAAUAAAAGCUCCUCAUCGAAUUUGAAGGAGGUUCUUGCUGACCUUAUCCCGAAGGAGCAGUCCAGGAUCAAAGCUUUCAAGCAGCAAUAUGGCAAAACAGUUAUUGGACAAAUUAGUGUGGAGAUGGUGUACGGUGGGAUGCGAGGAAUGAAGGGCUUGGUGUAUGAAACGUCGGUACUGGACCCAGACGAGGGUAUUCGUUUCCGUGGCUACAGCAUACCGGAGUGCCAGAAGCUUCUACCAAAGGCACCUGGGGGAGAGGAGCCCCUUCCCGAGGGGUUGUUCUGGCUGCUCGUCACUGGAGAAAUCCCCACACAGGAGCAGACCCAUUGGGUGUCUCAGGAAUGGGCCAAGCGAGCUGCUUUGCCAUCGCACGUCGUCACGAUGCUGGACAACUUCCCGAACAACCUGCACCCGAUGUCCCAGCUCAGCGCAGCAGUCACAGCACUCAACAGCGAGAGCAGCUUCGCUCGUGCCUACUCCGAGGGAGUCAGCAAGACAAAAUACUGGGAGUUUAUCUACGAGGAUUCGAUGGAUCUGAUCGCUAAACUACCCUGCGUGGCGUCAAAGAUCUACCGAAACCUGUACAGGGAAGGCAGCAGUAUCGGAGCCAUCGAUCCCAACCUCGACUGGUCCCACAACUUCACCAACAUGCUGGGUUACACACAAGCCGAGUUCACAGAUUUGAUGAGACUGUACCUCACCAUUCACAGUGAUCACGAGGGUGGCAAUGUCAGUGCUCACACCAGCCACCUGGUGGGCAGCGCUCUCUCUGACCCCUAUCUGUGCUUCGGAGCGGCGAUGAACGGACUGGCCGGACCCCUUCAUGGGCUCGCCAAUCAGGAGGUGCUAGCCUGGCUAACCAACCUGCAGGCCGAGCUGGGCGGUGAGGUGUCCGAUGAGAAGCUGCGAGACUUCAUUUGGAACACGCUGAAUUCUGGCCGGGUGGUUCCUGGUUAUGGCCACGCUGUACUUCGGAAGACUGACCCUCGAUACACCUGCCAGAGAGAAUUCGCCCUCAAGCAUCUGCCCAACGACCCCAUGUUCAAGCUGGUGGCUCAGCUCUACAAGAUCGUCCCCGGGGUGCUCCUGGACCAGGGCAAAGCCAAGAAUCCCUGGCCAAACGUGGAUGCACACAGCGGAGUCCUGCUACAGUAUUAUGGAAUGAAAGAAAUGAACUACUACACAGUGCUGUUCGGUGUGUCCCGGGCCCUUGGUGUUCUCUCACAGCUGAUCUGGAGCCGUGCUCUGGGCUUUCCUCUGGAGAGACCCAAGUCCAUGAGCACGGAUGGGCUAAUUCGGCUGGUGGACGCCAAGUCUGGAUAAAAGAGAGAGAAGAACCCCUGCACCUGUUCAAAGAGGGGGUGGGAGGGG
Molecule: messenger RNA, 1546 nt
Organism: Carcharodon carcharias (great white shark)
Lineage: Eukaryota; Metazoa; Chordata; Chondrichthyes; Lamniformes; Lamnidae
Gene: cs
Product: citrate synthase
Exons: 11
Coding region: 89-1498 (469 amino acids)
Biological process (GO): carbohydrate metabolic process; tricarboxylic acid cycle; citrate metabolic process
Cellular component (GO): mitochondrial matrix
Source: RefSeq, a predicted model, not a curated record